Molecule: messenger RNA, 3673 nt
Organism: Symphalangus syndactylus (siamang)
Lineage: Eukaryota; Metazoa; Chordata; Mammalia; Primates; Hylobatidae
Gene: LENG8
Product: leukocyte receptor cluster member 8
Cellular component (GO): nucleus
Source: RefSeq, a predicted model, not a curated record
CGCGGUCAGGACGUCGAAGCCAAAGAAGACCAGAGCCAGCCGGGUGGCCGAGCGGUGUCGUGGCCGUGUUGCUAAUCGCCUGGGUGGUUGUUGGCGUGUCCCUGCAGCGAAGGGUCCUGGUUGACAGUGAAAAAGCAGUCUGGCUCCCGAGGUCCACCCCUUAUACCCCAAGGUCCAGAUGGCGGCCAACGUGGGUGAUCAACGUAGCACAGAUUGGUCUUCUCAGUACAGCAUGGUGGCUGGGGCAGGCCGGGAGAAUGGCAUGGAGACGCCGAUGCACGAGAACCCGGAGUGGGAGAAGGCCCGCCAGGCCCUGGCCAGCAUCAGCAAGUCAGGAGCUGCCGGCAGCUCUGCCAAGUCCAGCAGCAAUGGGCCUGUGGCCAGCGCACAGUACGUGUCCCAGGCAGAGGCCUCAGCUUUGCAGCAGCAGCAGUACUACCAGUGGUACCAGCAGUACAACUAUGCCUACCCCUACAGCUACUACUAUCCCAUGAGCAUGUACCAGAGCUACGGCUCCCCUUCCCAGUAUGGGAUGGCCGGCUCCUAUGGCUCAGCCACACCCCAGCAGCCAUCCGCACCCCAACACCAAGGGACUCUGAACCAGCCCCCAGUCCCCGGCAUGGAUGAGAGCAUGUCCUACCAGGCUCCCCCUCAGCAGCUGCCGUCGGCUCAGCCCCCUCAGCCCUCAAAUCCCCCACAUGGGGCUCACACGCUGAACAGUGGCCCUCAGCCUGGGACAGCUCCAGCUACACAGCACAGCCAGGCGGGGCCUGCCACGGGCCAGGCCUAUGGGCCACACACCUACACUGAACCUGCCAAGCCCAAGAAGGGCCAACAGCUUUGGAACCGCAUGAAGCCGGCCCCUGGGACUGGAGGUCUCAAGUUCAACAUCCAGAAGCGAACCUUUGCUGUCACCACCCAGAGCUUUGGCUCCAACGCAGAGGGCCAGCACAGCGGCUUUGGCCCCCAGCCCAACCCUGAGAAAGCUCAGAACCACAGCGGGUCCUCUGCCCGGGGGAACCUGUCUGGGAAGCCCGAUGACUGGCCCCAGGACAUGAAAGAGUACGUGGAGCGCUGCUUCACCGCCUGUGAGUCAGAGGAGGACAAGGACCGCACGGAAAAGCUGCUCAAGGAGGUGCUGCAGGCGCGGCUGCAGGACGGCUCGGCCUAUACCAUUGACUGGAGCCGGGAGCCCUUGCCGGGGCUGACCCGGGAGCCUGUGGCUGAGAGCCCUAAGAAGAAGCGGUGGGAGGCCGCUAACAGCCUUCACCCGCCUAGAGGGGCAGGCUCGGCGACAAGGGGCGGGGCUGCCCCGUCCCAGCGAGGGACGCCCGGGGCUGGGGGUGCUGGUCGAGCCCGGGGCAACAGCUUCACCAAGUUUGGCAACCGCAACGUCUUCAUGAAGGACAACAGCUCUUCUUCCAGCACAGACUCUCGCUCCCGCUCCUCCUCCAGGUCCCCGACGCGCCACUUCCGCAGAAGUGACUCCCACUCAGACUCCGACAGUUCCUACUCAGGGAAUGAGUGUCACCCUGUGGGCCGCAGGAACCCGCCCCCUAAGGGCCGGGGCGGUCGAGGGGCCCACAUGGAUCGGGGCCGAGGCAGGGCACAGCGUGGGAAGAGGCACGAUCUGGCUCCCACCAAACGCAGUCGAAAGAAGAUGGCGGCGCUGGAGUGUGAGGACCCAGAGCGAGAGCUGAAGAAGCAGAAGCGGGCAGCCCGCUUCCAGCACGGACACUCCCGCCGCCUGCGCCUCGAGCCCCUGGUGCUGCAGAUGAGCAGCCUGGAGAGCAGCGGGGCUGACCCUGACUGGCAGGAGCUGCAGAUCGUGGGCACCUGCCCUGACAUCACCAAGCACUACCUGCGCCUCACCUGUGCCCCCGACCCGUCCACCGUGCGCCCUGUGGCAGUUUUGAAAAAGUCGCUGUGCAUGGUCAAGUCCCACUGGAAGGAGAAGCAGGACUAUGCGUUUGCCUGCGAGCAGAUGAAGUCGAUCCGGCAGGAUCUGACGGUGCAGGGCAUCCGCACUGAGUUCACGGUGGAGGUGUAUGAGACCCAUGCCCGGAUCGCCUUGGAGAAGGGUGACCAUGAAGAGUUUAACCAGUGCCAGACGCAGCUCAAGUCGCUGUACGCCGAGAACUUGCCGGGCAAUGUGGGCGAGUUUACUGCCUACCGAAUCCUCUACUACAUCUUCACCAAGAACUCGGGAGACAUCACCACAGAGCUGGCAUACCUCACACGAGAACUGAAGGCAGAUCCUUGCGUGGCCCAUGCCUUGGCAUUAAGGACAGCCUGGGCCCUGGGCAACUACCACCGCUUUUUCCGGCUCUACUGCCAUGCGCCCUGCAUGUCUGGCUACCUCGUGGACAAGUUUGCAGAUCGGGAACGCAAGGUCGCCCUCAAGGCCAUGAUCAAAACCUUCCGCCCGGCGCUGCCAGUCUCCUACCUGCAGGCCGAGCUGGCCUUCGAGGGCGAGGCCGCCUGCCGGGCCUUCCUAGAGCCCCUGGGCCUGGCCUACACGGGCCCGGACAACUCCAGCAUCGACUGCCGCCUCAGCCUGGCGCAGCUGUCAGCCUUCUGAGCACCCAGCGAGGAGGGGCGGGGGCAGGGGCUGCAGCCCCCAGCGCUGCCUUUGCGGAUUCUGUUUUUGAGCCGUGGACUUGGGUUGUAAAUUUAUUUGUGGGGAGUGGGCUCCAGGAAGAGCCACCGUCCCUGCCCCCGUUUUCCCACCGGGGAGUCUGUACAGAGAUUUUUCUACGUUUUUAUUUUUUGCCUCAGAGGGAUGGGAUUGGGUAGGAGGGGAUGGGCAGCGGAGGGUUGGGGGCAUGGUCUGCAGGCUCAUCUGUGUCCGCCUUUCACUCCACUAAUGCUGUCUCAGUGUUUUCUCUCUCUCUCUUUCGAGCUUGCACUCCGGUACCUGACCCGGCGCCCUGGCCCAUCCCAUGCCGGGGGGCCAGUGGAAAGAAGACAGGCCGUCCAGCCCGUGCCCACCUGCGGCGGGGGCACCCAGCAAGCCCGCCCACCGCCCGCUGCCUCACCUGCUUCGCCACAGACUCUUGUUCCCAGCCCCUUGGGGCCUCCGUGUUUGGGGUGAGGGGAGCUGCUUAGAGACUGUGCCCGUCCUCGGCCCCCCACCCUGAAGUGCCAGCACCACCAGCACCAGAUUCUCCGCCGCCACAUCGCACUGAGGACACGCCGGCCGGGCCGCCUCGUCUCAAGUUGUAUAAAGUUGUCUCCGUGUCCCCUCCUCCCUCUGCCCCCAAUGUUUCUUCUGAUUUUUUUUUCCCCUUUCCCUCCCUCCUCUCCGCAUUCCUCCCUUGGUUCAGCACAGGUAAAAUGGUUCCCCUCCCUCCCUGCCUUCAUGGAUCACCAGCUCACGUCAUGUUGCCUUCUCUUUUCUUUGUGUGUGUGUUUAUUUAAGUUAUUUUUCUUCCUCCUCUCCCUUUUCUUUUUGGCCCUCCCUCCCUCCCUCUUCUGCCAUGUAACUGGAGGAUGUGCUAUGAGUUUGCAAACAGCUGGACUGUCAGGCUGCUUUUUUUCCAGAUGUUCCUCCUCUGCCUCCCCUUCCCCUCCUCUCCCCUCCCUUUCCUUCCUUCCUUCCUUUCCUUGGAGCACUGAGCACCAUUUGGAAGCUUGAGAGAAACCAAAAUUAAAGAGAGAGAGAGAGAGCGCA